Messenger RNA from Carassius carassius (crucian carp), 2791 nucleotides. RefSeq names its product caprin-1-like. Bases 160 to 2199 code for a protein of 679 amino acids. The record is from RefSeq and is a predicted model, not a curated record. Gene Ontology annotation, cellular component: cytoplasm. The transcript is spliced from 19 exons. Lineage: Eukaryota; Metazoa; Chordata; Actinopteri; Cypriniformes; Cyprinidae. Gene Ontology annotation, molecular function: RNA binding.
CUAUAAGGGUCCUUCAGCGCCUCUGCAUUGUUAAGACGAAACUCGCGGAGCUGCUGGAGUUGCCGGGGAGCGUCUGUUGUACGUACAGAAAAUAACACUUAAAACACUGAAAUCCAACUGCAUCGUACAAAUAUAUCUUUCAAAACAUUGAAAGUAAAGAUGCCAUCAGUGACUACUGGCGACAAUGCUGUUCACUCCUCCAGUCCGGAUUUGGCCUCUGCACCAUGUGAAGCUCUCAAGCAAGUACUUGGUGUAAUUGACAAGAAGGUUCGCAACAUGGAAAAGAAAAAGAGCAAGCUGGAUGAUUACCAGACAAGGAAGAACAAAGGAGAGCGUCUCAACCAGGAUCAGCUGGAGGCUUUAUCUAAAGCUCCGGAGGUGGCUCACAACUUGGACUUUGCCCGUGAGUUGCAGAAGAGCUUCCUGGCUUUAAAUAUGGAGAUCCAGAAAUCAGUGAAAAAGGCAACACGACGGGAGCAGCUCAAGAGGGAGGAGGUUGAGCGCAAGCGACUGAAGGCUGUGCUGGAGGUGCAGUAUUUGCUGGAGCAGCUGGGGGAGGAAAGCGUGAGGCAGGACCUGACUCAGUCCAGUGGGGACGCCCCUGUACUCACAGAGUCAGAGCUCACGGGCCUGGACGAGUUCUACAAGCUAAUUGGGCCUGAGCGGGACUCUAGUGUAAGGUUGGCUGAGCAGUUUGAGGAAGCAUCCCUGCAUUUGUGGGAGCUUUUGGAAGGAAGGGAUAAAGCUGUGGCUGGAACCACAUACAAAGCCCUUAAGGAAAGCUUGGACAAGAUGCUGCUAAGUGGGCACUUUGAUCGUGCUCAAACGCAUCAGAAUGGAGUGUGUGAAGAGGAGACGGGAGCCGCCGCAGCAGCUGAGUCUUCAGAGAGCGAAGAACGCCCCGCUGAGCCAGAGGGAGCCACAGAAGAAUACACAGAAACUAUUGAGGUUGAAGAAACAGAGUUUGUAAACAGACAGUUAAUUCCAGAAGCCACGUACAGCAGCAGUGACAAAGAACAAGGAGCAGAGUGGAACACAAGUUCUCAGGCAGUUAGUGCCCUCCAGCAACCACAGCAGCCACCUGCAGCCAUGAGCCCGGCUCUGGUGAGCUCAGAAGCACACACGCUGAACGCCGUCCUCCCUCCCCCUGCAGCAGAUCCUGUGGUCCGAAGUCAGGCUGUCCAGGAUCUCAUGGCUCAAAUGCAGGGUACAUUCAACUUCAUGCAGGACUCCAUGCUGGAGUUUGAGGGACCGCCUCUAGAUCCUGCCAUUGUGUUGGCACAGCCCAUGAAACCUGCACAGAUGGUUUGUCAACCAGAAUCCCGACUACCCCAACACAACGCUCUUUCUGUGCAGCCUGAACCCACACAAGUCCCGAUGGUCUCCGCUCCAAAGGAGACCUACUCCUCCACACCCCCUCUCUAUCAGCCCCCUCAUAAUUCAGAACCACGACCACAGUCAGACACCAUUGAACCCCUGCAGGUCUCCAUGCCCCUGUCGUCUGAGCAGCCCCCCACCCCUUCCUCUCAGCCCCAGGUGUUUCAGCCUGUCUCCAAACCCCUUCACAGUGGCAUCAACGUUAACGCAGCUCCAUUCCAGUCCAUGCAAGCGGUAUUUAAUAUGAACGCUCCAGUUCCUCCAACCGGUGAGAUGGACUCUCAGAAGAUUUCCAGCCAGUAUCAGAGUAGCUACGGUCAAGGCUUCAGCACACAAGCCACCCUUCCAGCUGAGCAGCAGGAACUGCCUCAAGAAACCCUGCAGUCAGUUGGCCCUUUCCAUUCUCAAGACCAAGGUAUUCCAUCUGCAGGGGGACACCAGUCUCCAUCUCAGCAGCCCUCGGGGCAGAGCACAGGAUUUGGGCGGCCAGGUCAGUCCUUUUACAACAACAGAGCAAUGCCACGAGCUGGGCCCAGAAAUCCCAGAGGGGCUUUGAACGGCUUCCGUGGACCAUCAAAUGGAUUUAGAGGUGGAUACGAUGGGUAUCGUGCUCCAUUCCCAAACACUCCAAACACCGGAUAUGGGCAAACUCAGUUCAGCACUCCUCGAGAUUAUUCCAACAACACCUACCAACGGGAUGGAUAUCAGCAAAGCUUCAAGCGAGGAGCUACCCAAGGACCUCGAGGUUGCUCUCGAGGACGAGGGGGAUCAUUUCGGUCCAGCAGAGGAAUGGGUCCCAUGGCUGCCCAACAGACCAGCUAAACCCAGUCCUUUAGCCAUUAUCAGCCCUGUUCCACCCCUUUAUCUCCUCCACUCAUUUGGACUCUCAAACACGAGCCGUGCCACUCCAGACCAUGUAGUUAGAUGACUGCAUCUUAGCAAGUAUGGACACAACCAAUGGAUUUGGGAAAAUCCAGUAUCAAUGAGACUAUAGCACUCCCAGCACUGUAAUUGCUCAGAGCUCUCAAAGCUUUUCUCAAUCAUAUGCUAUUGCACAACCUUUACGCAUUUGAGACAGAACACGUGCCUUUGAUUAUGGGUGUCUGGAUUUUAAUUGAGCUUGGUGGAAGGACGACUUAGUAGCUGGGAACAGCUGCUAGAUUAUGAAUGUGAAGUACACCGUAUACCAAAGGCACUUCGUUUUUGGCCAAAUGAACUGUUAAGUGAAUGUGAAAAAUUUACUUGUACGUACUGUAUUGUAACGUGAUUUUUUUUUUCUUCUUUUUUUUGGCUCGGCCAAAUGGUUUACAGGAAAUGCAUUGUACUGUAUGUGGCUGAAUGACUGCUUCAUUGUAUUUCUUCCAAUCAGUGUUGAUUAGAAUUAAUGCUAAUAAAUGGUUUUUGAAGGACGAGA